UUUCCAGAGAAAUCGCAAAGUUGGAUACACACACACACACACACACACACACACACAACGCCACCUUAGUUCCAUAUAUAACGCCACCUCUUUCCCCUGUCUCUCGCCGUGUUCAAACGACAAAGAUUUACAGGAAAGAUGGCGGGAAAUGACUGGAUAAACAGUUACCUGGAUGCAAUACUCGACGUUGAUCCGGGAAUUGACAAUGCAAAAUUGUCGCUGUUGCUUAGGGAGAGAGGUCGUUUCAGUCCCACUCGCUACUUCGUCGAAGAGGUUAUUACUGGCUUUGACGAGACUGAUCUCCAUCGUUCCUGGCUUCGAGCUGCAGCUAUGAGAAGCACGCAAGAGAGGAAUACCAGAUUAGAGAACAUGUGUUGGAGGAUUUGGAACUUGGCUCGGAAGAAGAAACAGCUUGAGGGAGAGGAACUUCAGCGUAAAAAUAAACGUCAGCUUGAACGUGAAAGAGGCCGCAGAGAGGCUACUGCUGAUAUGUCUGAAGACUUAUCAGAAGGAGAGAAAGGAGAUGUGCAUGGGGACAUUUCAUCUCAUGGUGAUGGUGCUGGAGGAAGAAUGCCUAGAAUAAGUUCUGUUGAUGUUAUGGAGAAUUGGACUAAUCAACUCAAGGACAAGAAACUUUACAUUGUGUUGAUAAGUCUUCAUGGCUUGAUACGCGGUGAAAACAUGGAGCUUGGGCGUGAUUCUGAUACGGGUGGCCAGGUUAAGUAUGUAGUAGAACUUGCAAGGGCAUUAAGCACAAUGCCAGGGGUUUAUCGAGUUGAUUUGCUUACAAGACAAGUAUCAGCUCCAGAUGUGGAUUGGAUUUAUGCUGAACCAACAGAGAUGCUGAAUCCAAUGAAGUCUGAGACUUCUAUGCAGGAACUUGGGGAAAGCAGUGGUUCUUACAUAAUACGCAUACCAUUUGGCCCAAAAGAUAAAUAUAUACAAAAGGAACUCCUUUGGCCUUAUAUUCCAGAAUUUGUGGAUGGGGCACUUAAGCAUAUUAUCCAGAUGUCCAAAGUGUUGGGGGAGCAAGUUGGUGGUGGAAAUCCUGUGUGGCCUAUUGCAAUUCAUGGGCAUUAUGCUGAUGCAGGGGACUCUGCUGCUCUUCUAUCUGGAGCUCUCAAUGUUCCUAUGAUUUUUACUGGUCAUUCACUGGGAAGAGAUAAGCUUGAACAACUUUUGAAACAAGGACGGCAAUCAAGGGAAGAAAUAAAUACAACAUACAAAAUAAUGCGGCGAAUAGAAGCAGAGGAGUUAACUCUUGAUGCUUCUGAGAUUAUUAUAACUAGCACCCGCCAGGAGAUAGAAGAACAAUGGCGCCUUUAUGAUGGCUUUGAUCCUGUACUAGAGCGCAAACUUAGAGCAAGGAUCAAGAGGGGAGUAAGCUGUCAUGGCAGGUUUAUGCCUCGUAUGGUGGUAAUUCCUCCCGGAAUGGAAUUACACCAUAUCAUUCCACAUAAUGGAGAUAUGGAUGCGGAAGAAGAGAAAAAUGAAGAGAAUCCUGCUGCUCCUGAUCCACCAAUUUGGUCAGAGAUAAUGCGUUUCUUUUCAAACCCCCGAAAGCCCAUGAUACUUGCCCUUGCCAGGCCAGACCCUAAAAAGAAUAUAACCACUUUAGUCAAAGCAUUUGGUGAAUGCCAACCGCUGAGGGAACUUGCUAACCUUACCUUAAUAAUGGGAAACCGUGAUGAUAUUGAUGAAAUGUCAGGCCCAAAUGCAUCUUAUCUUCUUUCCAUAAUUAAGCUCAUUGAUAAAUAUGAUCUGUAUGGCCAUGUGGCUUAUCCUAAACACCACAAGCAGUCUGAUGUUCCUAAUAUUUAUCGUCUUGCAGCAAAAACAAAGGGUGUUUUCAUCAAUCCUGCUUUCAUAGAACCUUUUGGGCUUACUUUGAUAGAGGCUGCAGCUUAUGGCUUGCCUACUGUUGCUACAAAAAAUGGGGGUCCUGUUGACAUUCUUCGGGUACUUGAUAAUGGACUGCUAGUUGAUCCCCAUGACCAGCAGUCUAUUGCCGAUGCUCUUUUGAAGCUUGUUUCAGAUAAACAACUUUGGGCAAGAUGCAGGCAGAAUGGACUGAAAAAUAUUCACCUUUUCUCAUGGCCUGAACAUUGUAAAACAUACUUAGCCCGCAUAAGCAGUUGCAGGCAUAGGCAUCCAACAUGGCAGAGAAGUGAAGAUGGGAUUCAAAAUUCAGAACCUGAUUCACCUGGUGAUUCUUUAAGAGACAUUACGGAUCUAUCUCUUAGUUUGAAGCUUUCAUUGGAUGGAGACAAAAAUGAAAGUGGAACUCUAGAUAAUUCUUUAGAUACUGAGGAAAAUACUGCAGAUGGAAAGAACAAGUCAGGCAGUAAUGUUCUGAUAUUGUCAAAAGGUGCUAUAGGAGGCAUACAGAGUGACUCAACAGACAAACUGAACCAUAAUAUUGGCUGUAGCAAAUUUCCAUCUCUGAGGCGGAGGAAUUAUAUUUAUGUUAUUGCAGUUGAUGGUGAUACAGCUGUAGAUUUUCUAGAAACUAUUAAGAUGGUUAUUGAAGCUGUGAGGAAAGAAAAUUCUACAGGGUUGAUAGGCUUUGUUUUAUCUACAUCCAUGACCAUAUCUGAGAUACACACGCUUCUGGCCUCAGGAGGCUUGAGCCAAAUGGAAUUUGAUGCAUUCAUCUGUAACAGUGGUAGUGAAAUCUAUUAUCCAUCUUCAAGCACCGAGAAUGUUGCUGGGCUUCCCUUUGUGUUAGACUUGGAUUACAGUUCACAUAUCGAAUACCGUUGGGGUGGAGAAGGCUUGAGGAAGACUUUGGUUCGCUGGGCUGCUUCUGUCAAUGAUUAUAAUGGACAGGAACAAAUUGUUGUUGAAGAUGAAUCAGGAUCAACUGCAUAUUGCUAUGCAUUUAAAGUAAAAGAACCAUCCUUGAUUCCUCCAUACAAAGAACUUCGGAAAUUGAUGAGAAUUCAGGGUCUUAGAUGUCAUGUAAUCUAUUGUCAGAAUGGUACCAAGCUAAAUGUAAUCCCAGUGUUGGCUUCUCGAUCCCAAGCUCUCAGGUAUCUAUAUGUUCGAUGGGGCACAGACUUAUCAAAAAUUGUGGUUUUCGUGGGCGAAUGUGGUGAUACAGAUUACGAAGGCCUGGUUGGUGGACUCAAGAAAUCAGUUAUAUUAAAGGGAAUCGGCAGCGCUGCCCGCAAGCUUCAUGCUAACAGAAGCUAUAAGUUAGAAGAUGUUAUACCAUACGACAGUACCAAUGUUGUGGAAAGCGAGGGAUGCAAUGUGAAUGACAUAAAGCUAGCACUGGAGAAAUUAGGAGUUCUGAAGUGUUAGAAAAUUGGAAAAUCUUUGCCUUUAAAAUGAAAAAAUAAAUUGCAGGGGGAUUUUCCUUGCAAAACCCAAACCCAAACCCAAACCCAAAGCCCCUGCUGCUUCUUUGUUCUUCAUUUGGAAUGGUACUGAAGUAAUUACUGAUCAGUAAUCCGCACAAUUCCUUGUUUUUCGACUGUCGUUGUAAUAUUCAACGGAAUUCUACAUAAGAAUUUGAGUUAUAUGUAUAAGUUCGCUACUUUAAUUUGAACCUCUUUGGAACUAA
Jatropha curcas is the source of this 3568-nucleotide messenger RNA. Its product is annotated as putative sucrose-phosphate synthase 1. The record is from RefSeq and is a predicted model, not a curated record. Lineage: Eukaryota; Viridiplantae; Streptophyta; Magnoliopsida; Malpighiales; Euphorbiaceae. Gene Ontology annotation, molecular function: sucrose-phosphate synthase activity; sucrose synthase activity. Gene Ontology annotation, biological process: sucrose metabolic process.